AGCGAGUAUAAAUAGUGACUCCAAGAUUAUUCAUCACUCCCCAUGCAUCCAACUCCAAGUUACAGUACUGAUCAUACAUACAUAACACACACCUUCAAAACCAUGAACACCCUCUUCCAAACCCUUCCAUUUUUGCCUACAAACCCUAAUUCAUUUGACCUACACUUCCCAUCACUUCCAACACAACAUGUUGAACAAAACCCUUCACAUGAAACCAAUAUUUUCACACAACACAAUCACCCUCAUGUUCUUGAAGGCAUUGCAGCAGUUGUCGGAGAACAUGUGUUGUUCGGAAAAUCCGUAACAACAACAACAACAGCUACCACUGAAGCAGCUGAUCAGCCUGUGGAUGUCAAGAAAGAACCGGUGAAGAGUUAUAGAGGGGUGAGAAAGAGGCCGUGGGGGAGGUGGUCGGCGGAGAUACGCGAUAGGAUAGGGCGGUGCAGGCACUGGCUAGGGACGUUUGAUACUGCGGAGGAAGCCGCGCGUGCGUACGACGCUGCGGCUAGGCGAUUACGAGGGUCAAAAGCCAGGACCAACUUUGAGAUACCAUCAGUGUUCCCAUUGUCUACCACCGCUACAUCGCCAGCAACGUCCUCCUCGUCAUCCAAUGAAGGGAAAAAGAGGAAGUCUGACGCUAGCGGUGGUAGCAAUAAUAACAGUAAUAGUAACAGUAACAGUAAUAAUAACAAGAAGUGUCACGUGGUGACUUCGGUGGGUCAACUAUUUAGUAAUUUUGGUCCGAUGAUGAAGAUGAAUUACCCUAGUACUAUAACUAAUAAUGAUGUAGAAGUUGAUUUGAAUCUUGGUGGUACUUUGAAGAAAAAAAGAGGAAAAACUGUUUGUACGUUAUAUUAAUGCAAUGCAGUUAAGUACGUAUGU
Messenger RNA from Helianthus annuus (common sunflower), 882 nucleotides. Its product is annotated as ethylene-responsive transcription factor ERF084. Bases 43 to 858 code for a protein of 271 amino acids. The transcript has a single exon. Gene Ontology annotation, biological process: regulation of DNA-templated transcription. Gene Ontology annotation, molecular function: DNA-binding transcription factor activity; DNA binding. The record is from RefSeq and is a predicted model, not a curated record. Lineage: Eukaryota; Viridiplantae; Streptophyta; Magnoliopsida; Asterales; Asteraceae.